CAUAAUAUCCCUGUUAACUCUCUAGCAUAAUUUGCUUGUUUUUCCUAGAUCUAUUGAAGUGAAGAUGGGCGAUCUUGUCUUGGGUCCUAUUGUUGAUGCCACCAUAUCCAAGGUGAUUUCAGUUGCUACUGAGCAAAUCAACCUUGCAGUCAGUUGGAAGGCAGAGCUCAGAAGACUUUGCAAGAAGUUGACCAUGAUUCAUGCUGUGUUGCAAGAUGCAGACAGAAGGCAAGUUGGAGAGGCAGCUGUGAAGCUUUGGCUUGAGAACCUCAGAGAUGUGGCUCGUGAGGCUGAGGAUGUUGUGGAUGAGGUUGUUUAUGAAAGACUGAAACAGGAGGUAUGGAUUCAAAAGCAAAUGAAGAAGAAGGUCUGUCUCUUCUUUACUUUCUCCAAUCCUUUCAUAUUUCGUCUCAAGAUGGCUAAUAAGAUCAAGAAUCUUAUUGCUUCUAUAGUUGAGAUUAAUGAGGACGCCAGACAAUUUGGACUUCAGUCCAGACAUGCUAUCCCUGAACCUAGAAGCAACCCUCAAAUGGUAUACCCCUUGCCUGGUUAUUGUCGUAGAGUCAUAGGAAGAGAGAAUGAUGAGUCAAAAAUAGUUGACUUGUUGAUUGAUCCAAAUAAUGAGGAGUCCCUUUCUGUUAUAUCUGUAGUGGGUAUGGGGGGUCUAGGAAAAACCACCUUAGCAAAAUCAGUGCAAAAUCAUGAGAAAAUAGUGAGGAAUUUUGGUAGAACAAUUUUCAUUUGUGUGUCUGAAGUCUUUGAUGUCAAAAAAAUCCUAAAAGAGAUGUUAGAAUAUCUCACCAAAGAGCGUUGUUCAAUUGAAAUUGAGGAUAUCAUAGUUAGAAAAAUACAAGAUGAGUUAAAAAAUGAAAACUAUCUACUCAUCUUAGAUGAUGUGUGGAAUGAGGAUAGAAUGAAGUGGGAAGCCUUAAGGGGUUGUUUGUUAGAAAUAACUAAAAAUAAAGUGAGUAGAAUGGUUGUGACAACUCGAAGUGAAAAUGUAGCGUCUAUAAUGGGAGCAUUCGGAGAACACAUGUAUCAUCUUGAAGGACUAGAAGAUGAAGAGUGUUGGUCUAUAAUAAAGCAGAGAGCAUUCGGAGGUUCUUCAGUGCCUAAUCUGGAGCUGGAAGCGAUUGGAAGGCAGAUCGCUAAAAAAUGUAAAGGUGUACCCUUAGUUGCCAAUGUCAUUGGGGCUAGUCUGAGUAAUCCAAGGGAUAGAGGUGAAUGGGUGUCAGUCAACAAUAGUUUUGAUGCAAGGAGUUCACUGGAAGAUGAUAGUCGGGCAUGGACUAUUCGAGUUUUACAGUUGAGUUUUGAUCGCUUACCUAACACAACAUUGAAGCAAUGUUUUGCCUUUUGUUCCAUUUUCCCCCAGGAUUGGGAAAUUGAAAAGGAGAUGUUAAUUCAACUUUGGAUGGCUGAAGGCUUUCUUCAACCAUCACAAGGAAGUUCUAUGGAGGAUAUUGGUAACAAGUAUUUCAAUGACUUGUUGUCAUAUUGUUUGUUUCUAGAGGAAGAAAGAGAUUCAACUGGAAAGAUUAAGUCAUGCAAAAUGCAUGAUUUAAUUCAUGAUCUUGCCACUUACAAUUCAAAAUCAGAAACACUUAUUUGGAAAGCUGGUUCAGAGAGCAAUAUUGCUCAUGUUCGGCAUUUGAAUCUCGUUGAUGCUGAGGAGAUGGUGCCAGCAAAUUUUGUGGAGGUGGCUGGAAAACUGCAUUCCUUAUUUCUUAAAGGUGAUAUUUUGGGCAAGAUACCAGAUAGCUUCAAAAGGUUACGCAUUCUUAGCUUUGAAAAAGAUAGCAAUUGGGAUGUUAAUAUUGAGCAGUUGCCAACUUGGAUCAGCAAGAUGAAGCAUUUGAGGUAUCUAGACAUUUCAUUCUCUAAAAUUAAAGAACUACCCCAGUUUAUUAUGGAGUUGUAUAGUUUGCAAACACUGAGGUUCAUGUAUUGUUCUCGGAUUGAAAAACAGCCAGAAGGGGUGGAAAACUUAGUCAGCUUGAGACACAUUUAUUUCAAUCGUCCCAGUUGUAUGCCACUCAAAAUUGGUAGGCUGAAGGAUCUUCAAACAUUGCAGUUAUUUGUUGUCAGUCUACAAGAGGGAAGUCGAAUUGAGGAAUUGGGAUGCUUUAGCCAACUUGGAGGUGAAUUAAGGAUAUGUCAUCUAGAGCAUGUUGAAAACUACUCAGAAGCCGAGAAAGCAAAACUUUCGGAGAAGAUUGAACUUUAUACGUUGAGUUUGGAAUGGACAGAAAGAAAUACAGAAGAAUGUAAUCAUGAUGAAGAUGUGUUAGCAGUCCUCAAACCUCCCCCAAAUUUGAGAAACUUAACUAUAGAAUGUUAUGGAGGUGAAAAAUGUCCUCCAUGGAUGGAGCCUAGUUUGAGUGAAUCAUUUUCGCUCAACAAUUUGGUGGACUUGAAUAUCUUACGAUGCAAAAAGUUGAAAAGCAUUCCAAUCAUCGGGUUAUCAUCUCUUCAAGACCUUCGAAUUAGUGAUUGCCUUGAAUUAACCAGAAUCGGAGAUGGAGCAUUUGCCUUUCCGGCGUCUCUCAUACAACUACGCAUUCGGUCAUGUCCAAGAUUGGAAACAAUUGGGGAAAGUAUUUCGACCCUCACAUGCCUAGAAGAGUUAGAGCUAGAGGAAUGUGAAGAUCUGACGCCCAUUCCAAGUGUAAAUGGGCUUUCUUCUCUAAGAGAGUUACGGAUUGACAGAUGCAGUUCAGUGGUGAGUCUACCAAAUGGACUGUCCUCCUGCACUGCUCUUAAAGAAUUGACCAUGGUUAGAUGCCCUAAUCUGAUCUCCAUCUUCGAAGACUUGAAGGAUUUGCAUUCUAUGGUUCACUUAAAUAUUUUUGGCUGUGAAAAUUUGAGUAUUCCGGAGGAGAGCUUCAGCCGUCUUGUCUGCUUGGAGUAUUUGGGAAUUGGUGGUUUCUCAAAAGAGUUUGAGGAAUUCCCAUAUCUUAAUUCCAUCCACCACCUCCACGCCUCCCUUCAAGCAUUAGCCUUGUUUGGGUGGGAAAAACUAACGUAUCUACCACCUCAAAUUCAACACCUCACUUCUCUAAGGAGAUUGAGAAUAUUUCAUUUCAAUCAAGUGGAAGCUUUGCCGGAGUGGUUGGGAAGUUUGUCAUCUCUUCAAUUUCUGGACAUUGCUGACUGCGCAAAUUUGAAAUAUCUGCCUUCUGCACAAGCCAUGCAACGCCUCUCCAAGUUGCAGAAUCUUAAAAUUGUUCGCUGUCGAGAGCUAGAAGGAAGAUGUGAAAAGGAAACCGGCCUCGAAUGGUUCAAAAUUUCUCACAUUCCAAAAAUCCAUAUACAAAAAGUGUACAUCCAAUAACAAGGAGAUUGGGCCCUUUUUCUGAGACUUCAAAGUAACAAAAAGAGUCAAAUUUAUCAAUCCAAAGGGUUACUUAUGGCUGCUUCAAUCCUCUUAACCUACAAUGCUUGUGAAAAUUCUUUAAAAGGGAUUCCUAUGCACUUAGGAUGAGCAAGGUCUUGCUGGAUAUUUUUGUGAUGUUGUUUCGGACGGCAGCAUCUUGAAUGUUAAGGAUUUUGAUUAUAAGAGAGUUCUAUGAAAGGGAAGCUUUGACACAAUUGUUGGGGAACUUGUUCAUUAUUGGAAGACCAGAUUUCUAGUCAAAAUAUGAAAUAAUUGCCUUCUACUGGAGUCAUGCAAUGCCAAGAGGUACUGACUGAUUGGAAGUUUCUUGCAUUCCAAUAUCCAAGUAGAAUGAAUGCAUCCAAUUCCAAGAAUAUUGAGCUUCUCAGGUACAUUUUCUAAACCUCAACACCUCUUCUUCCUUAAAAACUUGCCAUCACUAAGCCUCUCUUCACCCUAU
Molecule: messenger RNA, 3836 nt
Organism: Rubroshorea leprosula
Lineage: Eukaryota; Viridiplantae; Streptophyta; Magnoliopsida; Malvales; Dipterocarpaceae
Source: the annotation of a GenBank genome assembly